Colletes gigas is the source of this 6469-nucleotide messenger RNA. It is a transcript of the gene foxo, whose product is annotated as forkhead box protein O-like. Gene Ontology annotation, cellular component: nucleus. Bases 36 to 1265 code for a protein of 409 amino acids. Gene Ontology annotation, biological process: regulation of transcription by RNA polymerase II. The record is from RefSeq and is a predicted model, not a curated record. The transcript has 6 exons. Gene Ontology annotation, molecular function: DNA-binding transcription factor activity, RNA polymerase II-specific; RNA polymerase II cis-regulatory region sequence-specific DNA binding. Lineage: Eukaryota; Metazoa; Arthropoda; Insecta; Hymenoptera; Colletidae.
CCAUAAGGCACAACCUAUCGUUGCACACGAAAUUCAUGAGGGUCCAAAACGAAGGAACCGGAAAGAGCUCUUGGUGGAUGAUCAAUCGUGACGCGAAGCCUGGCAAGUCGUCACGUCGAAGGGCAAUGACGAUGGAGCCUGGAAAAUUGGAGAAACGACGCUGUCGCGUGCGAAAGAAGAUCGAGGCGUUAAGAAAUGGCGGCUUGCAAACCGACGCGAUACCAAGUCCCAGUAACAGCGUCAACGAGGGGCUCGAUCAGUUCCCGGAGAGUCCUCUUCUACCCGGAAGUGGAUUUCAACUUUCCCCCGACUUUCGUCCGCGAACUUCAAGCAAUGCCUCAUCCUGUGGUCGAUUAAGUCCAAUCCCAGCGAUCCCUGGGAAACCGGAAUGGACACCAACAUACACACCCUCUUAUACUACAGACCAAUUAGCCGCUGGCCUCGCGGAAACGAUGAAAUUGGACUCCUAUCAAAUAUAUCAGACAUCGCUGACGAGCCACCAGCAACAAACAGGACCGCCACCCUCUUAUUACGACACCCAGUAUCAGAGGAGCAACCGCCUUACCACGGGAUCGUCAUCCUUUGCUUUGCAGCCGACACCUCAACCCGCGAAUCAGCAGAGAUGCCCGAUUCAUGGUCUCCAACCAUGCGCUUGUCAAAUGAAUUUGAGUCCAGUGGCUGGAAUGUCACCGUCCUAUCAGCAGAGUGAACCGAGUCCCACGGCGUUAGGAAACAGUCAACAGCCGACUCUUCAAUACAUAAUGCAGACGCAACAGUGCCAACAACAGCAGCAGCAACAGCAGCAACAGCAGCAGCAGCAACAGUCGCAGACAGCGCCAACCGGAUCCAGCCAACCGCAAACACCGACGCCUUGCGGCCCCCCACCCUGCGGCGCGGCGCCUUGCGGUCCCACAAGUUGCGGCCCGACACCCAGCACAAUGAUGGGCCAGCUGAUGGGCGCGCUGAACAAUUCCACGCUUCUCGACGAUUUAAAUAUUAACAUCGAAUCGCUGCACGGCGGAUUCGACUGUACCGUCGAAGAGGUGAUCAAACACGAGCUGUCGAUGGACGGAACGCUGGAUUUCAACUUCCAACAAGGCGUGAUGGACACGACUGCGAUUCAAGUGAGCGACAGAAACGUCGGUCAGAAUAGUGCCGUGUCGCAGAACAACGUCGUCGGUACGACGGCUGGAAGCGCAACCGCAGGAGUCUACGUAAGCACCAAUGCAACGACUCCUGCUGCACCUCCAUCCUGGGUUCACUAGCAGUGGGCCCCACUGCCCUCGACACCCCCGAAAUCCUUGUCAACGUCGUUAAUAGACGAACAGGAUAAUUUUCAUGGACCGUCCGAGGGACAGCUCAUCGGUGAGUCAAGCAUUAUUUGUUACCUUAAAGAAAUUUUAUGCACGUCGAUGAACAUCAGCGUGCGUGUCUAAAUAUGUAUGUAUAAGAGGACGAUGGGGAUGGGGGUUCUAAUCACCUGGUGAGGAAAUUGUGCUCGACCAUGAAACAGGUGACUGUUCUGGUCCUGGUGACUCUUCGUGAUAGAAAACGUGGCGCAUUGAAUUGAUCCGGAACCUCGAAACUAAUGAGGGACGUCAGAUUAAGAGGGAUUUCCAUUUUAUGUAUUCGUCUCAGAUCGCUUUGAAACUUUGCGUGUGGCUGGAAGAUCGAAAAAUAUUCGAUACAGAUUUUUUCAUUUUGGUCCUUUUUCGCGUUCAAGGGGUGGUUAAAUAUAAAUGAUCUGAAAUAUCUCCUCAAGCUAUGUUAGUGGCGGAGUUCCUCUAGUACCUAAAUCAUUAAAAAAAUAUAAUAUUUUAUGACUUCUAUACUGUUCUAUUUAUAAUUUAAUAAUAUUGGAAAUCAAUAUAAAGCAACAAAACAAAGAAAAUUAUAAUAGAGAAUUUAGCAAAAUUUAGAUUUUUAGUGUCCGGUAAUAGGAUACGAUAAUCUGCCGGGAACCAGGGAACAGCAAAGCUAUAAAGAAAAGUUUGUUUUAUAAAAAUCAGUGCACUAUACACAGUAUAUACAGAAUACAAAGGUAAUUUAAAAAGUGCUGACCAAAAGAUAUAAUAAUACCAUUCACACAUUUUUCCUUACAAAAAUUGAGAGGUAUACUAGUUUAUAAUUUGUACGAUACACUAACUUCUAAUUAGACGCCACAAUCAACUGAUUUUUUUAGCUGUGUGCGUGCGACUAGAACAUGACGAAAGUUGAUUUUAACACACUUUAAAGAUAUCGCUACUCUCUGGUACUAUGUAGGUGCCAUCCGGAAUCAAAUUGAUGGGAAGUUGUAGAGCCAAUAAUUUGUCAUCAUAAAAUAAUUUAUAUCUAAUCAAUCUAACAAGACCGGUCAAAUGACUUUAUUUUCCCCUUUUACGAGGUAACGUACUUGUAAUUUUUGCAUUAUAUGUAUAUGUAGUAUCCGGUUUUAGGGGAACUCCCCCUAAUAUUAGGUCAAAGAUCAUCUUGCAAAAACUCAGACUGCGAUAUUUUCUUGAAUAUUCUUUUACGAGCACGUGUUGCUUUGAAAUUUGAUAUCUUUCUUGUAUACGAAGGUAUUCAAUAAUCUGACUGUAAAUGUGCAUACCUAGUACUUUAACUUCGUUCCGAAAAUUUACAUUGACCUUUGAUAACGAAUUUUGUUUCAAGUCGAUACCGUAGUUAGUUUCACAGAAAAUUAUUAUAUACGGAAAAAUACUGGCUAGUAAUAAUGCAAACAUCCUCUAUACAAACUUAAAUUAAUUUUCAAUAAACAAUUAAUAAUCCAGUUUCAUCGCACACCAAUCGUACAAUAGGUUCAAUAGGAAUUGCUGAAACUCCUUUGGGCGCAUAGAGUUAAAAUAAAUUUCAAAAUAAACAUAGAAGACAGUAUAAAUAAUAAUAGUUGUUAUGUUCAUCAGAUGGAGGAUAAAGAGCCCUUUAAAAUGAGUGUUCAAUCAAAUCGAUGGCGUAAUUAGUUCUGGAGAUAUAAGGGUCUGAAGCGUUUGUUUACUUUUCAUUGUUGACAUCUGCGCGAGGUCAUUGACCGCUCGUGCCCGUAGUAAACAGUGCGUCAAUCGGUCACGACUUUCACGACUCACGUGCGACAGAGAGCUCCGAUGCAAAAAAAAUUACCCCUUCACAUAAAUUACGAUAUCUCCAAAACCAAAAAUCGGAUCGACAUAAACCAAAAACCGUUUUAAAGGGAAGGUCUUGCCACUUCUAACAGUCGCUCAAUUAUGGAAAAAACAGUAAUAGCUUCGGAACUGCAUGCGUGUAAAGUUUAGCUAUUUUUAAUACGCGUUGUUAGACAGUGGAAACUGAAGUUUCCUUCGUUUCAUCUUUGUUAUUUAUUUCCUAUUUACAUCGGAAGCUAACGAGAAUUUGAUACCAAAUUUUGUCCGGUUUUUUAUAAAAACAGUGUAAAUUGUUCAACCAGUCAGACGACCGAUUGUGGUAGGUAAGACUGAUUACAUAUUUUCCUCAGAAAACAAACAAUAAGAAUAAAAAUGAAUAUUGAAAAAUUCAUUAUACGUGUACUAUAAGAAAAGUCCGCAAGUUAAAUGGCGCGAAAAUACAUCAAUAACUCUUCUUACGAUCUUUGAGGGAUGAUUUACCCUCUAAAUAUGAAAUCGAACCAAAGUUUCAAAGCAGUUGGAGACGGAUACCUACAUAAACAACCUUCCUUGCAACCGAAGAACAAUGAACACGUGAUACGCGUUAUGCACUUUAAGAAUUUAAAAAUCCUUUUCUUUAAUGUACGUAGUAAUUACGAAUUCUAGUUCCCAUAUGUAAUUUGCUGCUAAAUGCGAUUGGAUUUUGUUUCUUCGAGCCUUCUCACGGCUCGUCGAAGUCGGUCCAAUAAAAUAUCGCUAGUAGUUGCGAAAAUAGAAUUGUACACAACGCCAGAUCCGGAUAACAUUGAUUGCUGUACAUACAAAAUAAUAUUUGUACACCCACGUCAUAACAAUGCUCACCGAUACAGUGUUUAAUAAAUCGCUUCGACGUUCUACUCACCGGUCUGUGUACCAUCUCGUGCAUGCCGCCACAUUUAUAUGUAUAGCACGUACACAUCUGUGUUUUGUCCGAAAUCGGUAUUGACUUAGGCGCGAUAACAGUUACGUUUCCCUGGCCGUCGAAUUAUGUCGAAAUCAAUUUUUCCGUUCUCGCGGAACAACGUGAAAAUAGACGCUGCUCCCGGAUAAGGUUCAUCCUGUUGAAAAAUACAGUUAAUGCGAACAAUUAUGAGGUGUUGAUGUUUUUAUCGCGAUCCUGCAAAACUUUGAGCGAAAAACAGCCAUUACAUGACGUAUCUUUUGGAGAGAGACUGUUGAACAACAGGAGGUGACGUGAAAUGGAAUUUAAUUUCUUUAUGAAAAACAAGACGAAAUAAAAGUCGCUAAUAUCCCACUCGAGUGGUUCCUGCGACUACAAACAACUGAUUAAAGGGGGGAAAAAAUAUAAAUAAAGUGAAAUUUUCUUUUGUCCGUCACUUCGUUUUAGAGAAACGUGAAUUUAUAAGUGUUUGGAGCAGCAGCCACAUGUUACGUGUAUGUGAUAAUAAUUCGAUUAGUACCUUAAAGACUUCGCCUUUUUGUUUGCUGGUAAUUUCCAUGUCCUCCAUUGAUUUCAACUUUUUAUUGUUCAAAAUUUAGUUUACAUAGUGAUGUCACAUUUGUCAGUACAAAACUUUUUUAUGAAAUCAUGACCACUUCGCAAAAUAAAUCAUUCUUGCGUUUAUUUGCAAAGCAAAAUUAUCCUGGGUCACGAAAGACCCCGAAUCUAUUAUUAGUUCAGGGUUAUGUUUAUUGCAAGGAUUGGGAAAGUCACAUCACUACCAAAUUUUUCUAUAGAACAAUGACACUUGCGUAAAAUAAAUCACUCUGUAUUUAUCAGUAAAGAAAAGUUAUCCUGGGUCAUGAAAGACCCCCAAUGUACUAUUUCAGGGUUACGUUUAUUCGAAAGAUUGUAAAAGUCACAUUUAUCAGUACCAAGCCAUUUUUAUAGAAUCAUGACAACUUCGUAAUAUGUAUCACUGUGUAUUUUUUUAUAAAGUAAAAUUAUCCUGGGUCACGAAAGACCCCAAAUAUAUUAUUUCAGAGUUACGUUUAGUACAAAGAAUGUGAAAGUCAUACGUAUCGUUACCAAAUUUAUUUAUAGAACGAUGAGAACUUCGUAAUAUAAAUCACUCUGUAUUUAUUUGUAAAAUAAAAUUAUCCUGGAUCGCGAAAGACCCCAUAUAUAUUGUUGCAGGGUUAUGUUUAUUACAAAGAUAUUGAAAAUCACAUUUAUCAGUACCAAGUCUUUUUAUAGAACGGUGACAAUUUCAUAAAAUAACUCAGCCUAUAUUUAUUUGUAUCGAAAAAUUAUCUUGGGUCACGAAAGACCCCCAAUGUAUUAUUUCAGUGUUUCGUUGGAAAAAUCGCGAAAGUCGUGCAGGUACUUAUGUAUAUUUGGUAUUCGUCUGCGUUUAGAGAUCGACAGGGCGAUACCUGAGGAAGACACAUUAAACGCGCUCGACGCGAAAAACGCUGGGGAUUUUCGCGCGCGAUUUGUGGCCGAGCCGAGCGCUGGGAUCCGGGGCAGGAAAAAAAGGGGGCGGCGAAUUGUAAUUCUGAUUUGCGAAUAUCGAGUGCUAAUAAGUUGAUUCGCGUUAAUCGCGGCCGGUUUUAAACCAGCGGCCGUAUAAUUCGGGAAAUCAUGACACAUUGGGGGGGCUUACGAUCGACUCGACCGCUUUUUGACCCGCCGCACGCCGCGUCGGGCGACGAAAUUUGUUGCGAUUUUGGUUUUUAUCGCGUUCGAUUCGCCGUCGAUCGCGACCGAUUCUGUUCACAUAACGUUAGAGGGGCUCGUCGAAAACGACGAGGGAAAAUUGCGCGAACAGGAAAAUCAGACAGUCCCCGCGCCAAAUCGAUCACAGUUUGCAACGGAUGUCAGGGAUUUUGGUGAAAUUGAAAUAUGAUGCAAUCCGCGUGCAAAUAAUAGGGGUUUAAGUCAUCGUUUUGCUGGUUUCGAAUUUUUUUAAGAAAUACAGGACGUUGAAUCUUGCGAUUUUGGCCAAUUCCAGCGAUAGCGAAUUUUAUAAAUGAUUGCAACUAAACUAAAUUUUAUAUCAAACUUAAUGGUUGUUUUUGCAAUCUUUUUUUCUGCAAAAUCUAAGUUGAGUGCUUUUAAGAAUUCUAUAAAAUACAAACGUAUUUCUUGAAAGUGGCUUAAGUCAUAUAUUUUCUGUUUUAAAAUAAUUCAAUUAGAAGAUACCCACUACAAAGGGUGUUCAUUCACCCCUGGGAAAAAUUAUAAUGGGAGAUUCUAGAGGCCAAAAUAGGACGAAAAUUAAGAAUACCAAUUUGUUGAUUGAGGCUUCGUUAAAAAAUUCUUAAUGUUUAAAGUUCUACUCGUACUGAAUUUUUUUUUCGAAAAUGGCAAGGAUUUGGGAUUUGACAUUUCAGCACCUAACCGAAUUUUUUUCUCGAAAGUGCGUAGG